Molecule: messenger RNA, 2239 nt
Organism: Alnus glutinosa
Lineage: Eukaryota; Viridiplantae; Streptophyta; Magnoliopsida; Fagales; Betulaceae
Product: D-3-phosphoglycerate dehydrogenase 1, chloroplastic-like
Exons: 5
Coding region: 240-2039 (599 amino acids)
Biological process (GO): L-serine biosynthetic process
Cellular component (GO): chloroplast stroma
Molecular function (GO): NAD binding; phosphoglycerate dehydrogenase activity
Source: RefSeq, a predicted model, not a curated record
ACACCAAUCUCAGUGGACAAAACCCCAUUUCCGAGCGCGUGUAAAACCCACCAUCUCUCUCUCUUUCUCUCUCACAAUUUCUCAAACGCUAAAACCCUGAGAGUUCGGAUCUCUCUCACACUCCACCGUAUUCAGUGAACACCCACAAAAACCGCCUCCAUAUAUAAUAACACCACCCACCAGAUCCCUUACGUUAACGCGUACGCUACCAAUCUCUCUCUCUCACACACACAACGGUAAUGGCUACGUCAGCGUCCCGAGCUCUCCGAACUCCGUUUCUCAAGACGCCGUCGUUGAGCUCCAAACAGCCUCUUACCUCCGCGCUCUCCUUUGCGCUCGGUCCGAGCCGCCGAGCCGUGAGGCCGCUAGUGGUGGUGGUAUCGGCGGCGGCUGGGGGGCUGGACGCGAAGCCCACGGUGCUGGUGGCGGAGAAGCUGGGCGAGGCCGGGUUGGAGCUGCUGAAGGAGUUUGCGAACGUGGACUGUGCGUAUAACCUGAGUCCGGAGGAGCUGUGCACGAAGAUCUCGCUGUGUGACGCGCUGAUCGUGCGGAGCGGGACGAAGGUGAGCCGCGAGGUGUUCGAGUCAUCGGGCGGCCGGCUCAAGGUGGUCGGGAGGGCCGGCGUGGGCAUCGACAAUGUGGAUCUGGCGGCGGCGACGGAGCACGGUUGCUUGGUUGUCAACGCGCCCACCGCCAACACCGUCGCCGCUGCCGAGCACGGCAUCGCGCUCCUGGCCGCUAUGGCCAGGAACGUUGCCCAAGCCGAUGCUUCGGUGAAAGCUGGAAAGUGGCAGCGGAAUAAAUAUGUAGGGGUUUCACUUGUGGGAAAAACACUUGCUGUGAUGGGGUUCGGAAAGGUUGGAACGGAAGUCGCCCGGCGUGCAAAGGGACUUGGUAUGCAUGUGAUUGCGCAUGACCCAUAUGCCCCAGCAGACCGUGCUCGCGCAAUAGGUGUGGAUCUUGUGAGUUUUGAUGAAGCCAUAGCAACUGCGGAUUUCAUCUCUUUGCACAUGCCUCUUACUCCUGCUACAUCAAAGAUUCUCAAUGACGAAACGUUCGCUAAGAUGAAGAAAGGAGUUCGGAUUGUCAAUGUUGCUCGUGGGGGAGUUAUUGAUGAGGAAGCUCUAGUGAGGGCAUUAGAUGCUGGAAUUGUUGCUCAGGCGGCACUUGAUGUUUUCACACAGGAGCCACCACCAAAAGACAGCAAGAUAAUUCAGCAUGAGAAAAUUACUGCAACUCCUCAUUUGGGUGCCAGUACAAUGGAAGCUCAGGAAGGGGUGGCUAUUGAAAUAGCUGAAGCUGUUGUGGGUGCCCUGAAAGGGGAGCUUGCUGCUACUGCAGUCAAUGCACCAAUGGUUCCUGCAGAGGUAUUAACAGAGCUGAAACCAUAUGUUGUACUUGCUGAGAAACUGGGGAGACUUGCCGUCCAAUUGGUAGCUGGAGGAAGCGGUGUCAAAACUGUUAAAGUGACAUAUGCUUCUGCUAGAGCUACUGAUGACCUUGACACCAGGCUUCUUCGUGCCAUGAUCACAAAGGGUAUCAUCGAGCCGAUAUCCAGCGUCUUUGUGAAUUUGGUUAAUGCUGAUUUCACUGCUAAGCAGAGAGGUCUCAGAAUAACUGAAGAGAGGAUCGGUCUUGAUGGUUCUCCUGAGAACCCACUUGAUUUCAUUCAAGUCCAGAUUGCCAAUGUGGAAUCCAAAUUUGCCAGUGCCAUAUCGGACUCUGGAGAGAUUAAGGUUGAGGGGCGGGUGAAGGACGGGAUUCCUCAUCUGACAAAGGUAGGAUCUUUUGAAGUUGAUGUCAGCUUGGAAGGCAGUAUUAUACUCUGCAGGCAGGUCGAUCAGCCAGGUAUGAUUGGAAGGGUUGGGAGCAUUUUGGGUGAGGAGAAUGUGAAUGUCAGCUUUAUGAGUGUUGGAAGGAUUGCCCCCAGGAAGCAAGCUGUAAUGGCAAUUGGAGUGGAUGAUCAACCCAGCAAGGAAGCUUUGAGUAGGAUUGGUGACGUUCCAGCCAUUGAAGAGUUUGUUUUCCUCAAGUUGUAGUGCGGUAUGAUUGUUACUACAUCAUUCCCCUCCCUCUCUUUGGAUGGGUAUUACAAUCACAUCCUUUUGCCGAUUUUGUUGAUUUUUUGCGUGUUGUAGUAGCUUGAAGGGAAGGAAAAACAAUAAUUUUGCUUUGAGAUGAGAAGCUUGUACUUUUAUCGAGUUUAUGGUAUUCCCUAAUUCAAGUUUCUGUUUUAAUC